Messenger RNA from Prunus avium (sweet cherry), 3238 nucleotides. RefSeq names its product Zinc finger C-x8-C-x5-C-x3-H type family protein. Gene Ontology annotation, cellular component: U2AF complex. Gene Ontology annotation, biological process: mRNA splicing, via spliceosome. The record is from RefSeq and is a predicted model, not a curated record. Gene Ontology annotation, molecular function: metal ion binding; RNA binding. NCBI's taxonomy places the organism in Eukaryota, Viridiplantae, Streptophyta, Magnoliopsida, Rosales, Rosaceae.
UGGGUUAUUUCCCGAACCGAACAAUCCUUGGCCAAACCUACACACGAGUUUAUGAUUGCAAAAGUAAAGUGCAUUAUGUGAGCUACUCGUACAAAAAAGUAGUUCAAAAGAGUAAACGGUGUCGUUCGUCUUUCAUGUCGGAAUUAAACGGCGCGAUUUCCUUGCUAUCAUAACUUUCUGGAGCAUUUUAUUUUCCCGGAAAAUUCACGUCUGAAACGAAGCGCUCGAUAAUGGACCUGGCAGACCCAGUAGCCAAAGAAGGAGGAGAAGCAGAUGCUGAGCCUAAAACGGAACGUUUAGCGGAAGAGAAAGGGACGAAUAGGAAGGAGAAGAGGAAGGCAAUGAAGAAGAUUAAAAGGAAGCAGACGAGGAAGGAGAUGGCGCUGAAAGAGCGAGAGGAAGAAGAGGCGAUACUCAAUGACCCUCAAGAGCUUAUGAAAAUUAAGCUGAUGGAGCAAGAGGAGGCCGAGAGGUCAGAGAGAGAGAGGAAGCUGUUUGAGGAGCGAGAGAGAGCGUGGAUCGAAGCCAUGGAGAUUAAGAGGAAGAAACAAAUUGAAGAAGAAGAAGAAGAAGAAGAGGAACGGAGAAUGAAGGCUCUAGAAGAAGAAGAAUUGUCUCGGAAACAACAGGUUGAAAAUGAAAAUGACGGUAAUGAGGUUGAUGAUUGGGACUAUAUAGAAGAAGGGCCUGCUGAAAUCAUCUGGCAAGGAAAUGAGAUAAUUGUCAAGAAGAAAAGGAUCAAGGUUCCAAAGAGGAACACAGACCAGCAAAGUAGAAAGGGGGAUUGUGAUAGGCCCACGUCAAAUCCUCUCCCUCCGCAAUCCGAAGCAUUUUCUGAUUAUAAAAAUUCAUCAAUGUCAGCACAGCAGCUGAUUGAGAAUGUUGCUCAACAAGUACCCCAUUUUGGAACUGAACAGGAUAAAGCUCAUUGUCCUUUUCAUUUGAAAACUGGGGCUUGUCGGUUUGGUCAGCGUUGUAGCAGAGUCCAUUUCUACCCUGAUAAAUCAUCCACACUGCUUAUCAAGAACAUGUACAAUGGUCCAGGACUUGCUUGGGAACAGGAUGAGGUGCUGGAGCAUACUGAUGAGGAGGUAGAGCGCUGUUAUGAAGAAUUUUAUGAGGAUGUGCAUACAGAGUUCUUGAAGUUUGGUGAAAUUAUAAAUUUCAAGGUGUGUAGAAAUGGUGCAUUCCACUUGAGGGGAAACGUGUACAUACACUACAAAUCACUGGAUUCAGCUGUGCUUGCACAUCAAUCUAUCAAUGGUCGCUACUUUGCUGGGAAACAGAUAAGUUGCGAAUUUAUCAAUGUGACCCGAUGGAAGGUUGCCAUAUGUGGGGAAUAUAUGAAGUCGAGGUACAAGACAUGUUCCCAUGGUACAGCUUGCAAUUUUAUCCACUGUUUCCGCAAUCCUGGUGGAGACUAUGAAUGGGCUGAUAGUGAUAGACCGGCCCCAAAAUAUUGGGUGAGGAAAAUGGUCGCUUUAUUUGGUUAUUCUGAUGCAGACGAGAAACAGAUGGUAGAGGAAAAUUUUGGACAGCUGAGGAACUCUAGCAAGAUGACAAUGGCAGAUUCUGAGAGGUACGGGUUGCGAAGAUCUAGAUCUAGAGGGAGGGAUUACUCGAGUUUCAUUGGUUCUGGUAGAAGAUAUGACAGUGAAGAUUAUGUUUUAAAGGGUGCAGAACGACAGAGGCAUACAGGUGAUGAUAGACAUCAAGGAAAAACUCUUGAUGAGGAUCGAUGUGAAGAGAAUGAGAACUUAAAAGACUAUCAUCGUAGGAAGAGCAGAAGGUGUGAUACUGAAUUUGAUAGACAGUUGUUGGAUAGGGAAGAGGACAGAGAUAGACACCAUGAUCACACAAGGAAAAGCUCAAGACAACGAAACAGGGGCCACAAGAACAAAACCUAUGAAACUGAAUCUGACGGAGAUUUGUCUGAUAGGGCACGGAACAGAGUAACACAGCAUGGUUGCACCGGGGAAAGCUCAAGCCAACAGCGGAAAGGAGAGUUCCUGGAUGAAUAUGGAGAUUGGCAGAACCAUAAUCAUGAAGUUGAUAGGGUUUGGUCAGAUAGGGACAAAGACAGAGAUGCAUACCAUGACAACAGGAAAAGUUCAGGACACAAGAGGAAAGUGGGAUGUCCAGAUAAUCAUAACGACAGAAAGAACAGAACUCAUGAUAUGGAUGAAGAGUGGUCAGACAGCAACAGCAAAGGUGGCAAGCACCACAGUAGGAGGAAAAGAUUCGGACACAUUAGCAAAGCUUCUGAAUUCUCAAAUCACGGGGAUAGAACCACCAGGUCUUGUAGUUAUGAACUUAGUCAUGAUUUGUCGGAAAAUGAUGCAGAAAGAAACCCUAGUCAUGCUAGGAAACGAUCAAAGCGCUUGGAUGAAGUGUCAGAUAUUUCAGAUGAGGAUCGAGUCCCGGCACAGAAUUUGGAACAUAGACAUGAUCGUCUGAGCCUAGAGAUGAGAGAAGCAGAGGCUCUUGUUAAAAAAUUGAAGUCAGAUGGAACCCACGAGUCCAGCAGUUUGGGUCAAGAUGGUGAGAGAUAUAGAUCACAUGAUUUUGAUAUAAGAUGCAUAUCUGAUGUACGCAUGGACAAACAGGAUCGCUGGGAACCCGAAGAUGGUUCUGUUGAGAUAUUUCAUAAUUCUAAAACGAAAGCUGGAAGUUCAGAGAGUUAUGAGUCUGGCAGGCCAGGUCCAUAUAAUGAAAGAGGUGAAUCAAGUGAUUUUGAUUCAGAAGAUAAAGUUGGCCAGGAAGAUCAAUAUGAAUCUGACAAGGUAGCUCAUUCAAAACACCGAAAAUCAAGGAGAAAGUCUACACUCGACGAUCGCAAGCGUGACAGUGAAAACAGAUCACUGUGUAGCAGCCAAUCAAGCCAUAGGAGACAUUCCAAUAGGUUGGAGGCCACAGAUUCAUCUGAAGAUAACAACGAAUCUGGAAGGAAGCACAACCAGAAGCACCAUGCAGAUCAUAGAUCUCGUGAUCACAAACGAGAUCAUAAAAGCAGGAAGUUAGCCACGUGAUAUUCAUCUCUAAGAAUGUUUAGAAGAAGGUUAUGUCCGCAAAGAAUGUGACUUGUUUAAUUUAGCUGAUUUAGGGAUGUGAAUGAAGGUUUUAUUAGCAACAGGACAUGAUACAGAGCAGAGUGUCGGGUGCUGUGCUUGUGUUUUUGUAUUAUUGAGAGCUAACAGUUUUGAAUUACGUGAAAUCCAUUACGCAGCCAUCUAUAAUA